Salpingoeca rosetta is the source of this 1719-nucleotide messenger RNA. RefSeq lists its product as uncharacterized. The record is from RefSeq and is a predicted model, not a curated record. The coding region runs from base 20 to 1495 and encodes 491 amino acids. The transcript has 3 exons. NCBI's taxonomy places the organism in Eukaryota, Choanoflagellata, Craspedida, Salpingoecidae.
CACUGCCAGGAAUAAGACGAUGAGCAGCGGCAGUGUGUUGUGCUCGGUCUUUGUGUGUGUGCUGGUGGUGGCAGCGGCCACUGCACCACGGUUCGUUGGCGGAGAGCAGCAUCCGCCGAGGGUCGUGGUGCAAGGCAUGGACUUUCAAUGGCGCCACCGCAUCGCCGGCUUUGAGACGCCCCAUCGAUUGGGAAACUUGCAGUGGGAAGCGAGUGCUUCGAAAUGUUCGCCAAAGAACGUGUCCACCGUAUCGUCGUCCAUGACAUUCACGCCUGGGGUAGACGGCGACUAUGCAUUCCCGCUGGUGCGGUUUGCUGUGGUGGAGAGUCAGGAUUCUGACCUGAUACGCGAGAAGCACGUGCACGUCUCUGCCACGGACCACAUCUCCCCGUCCUCACCAGCCAGCGUAGACAAUGUCACCACAUUUUCCACCACUGGUCGAGGUGAUUCGGACGAAGCGCCCUCCGCAAGAGUCACGAUGCUCGCUAACGUCAGCUUCCCGUCUGCGACGAGCACUAGCAGUGGCGGCACCACUCACCAGCAAGUCCUCGGCGGCGUCAACCUUCGACUGGCGUGUGUCAAUGACAAGGCCGCCGGGUGUGACGUGUGCAACAGCAACGGCGCGUGGUUCAGUGUCUUCAGCAUCAAGCUGCAGCAGUGCAAGCACGACACGUGCGUGCUCAACGCCACAUUCGAGCGCGGCUGGACGCCGUCGCACGGUGGCGGGAAGCCGCUCAGCUCGUGCCUCCACUACAACCUGACGGCACAGGUCCUCUCCGUUGCAGUCAAAGACGUGUUCACGGAUUCGCUCACAUACACGACCUCGCUGUUCACGGUGCCAGCGAAUGUGACGCGCCAUGUGCCACUCCAGCCAGAUACGCUGCCACGCAUGCUUGCUGGCGUGCGUGGCGUCGAAUUCAACCUCACUGCAACGAGCAAGCACCCGCAAAGGGGACGCUAUUUUGAACGCUUCACAUUUGGCGUGACGCAACCACGCACUCUGCAGCGCAACGACAAAGCAGCACACCGCAACCCACGGCUUGGCCCGCGGAACCAGCAAGAGGGUGGGAGCCACAAAGGCAACGCGCACGGCAACAACAAUCGUGGUGCGGACGGCACGGAUGGUGCUCGCGGUGAUGGCGUGCAUGUGGUCUACGAUGCGUCAUGUGCCGUGACCUCGCCGGCUGUCACCACAUACCCAAUCAACGUGACAUAUGCACUGCACACUGCAGUCAUGAUCCUUGCGCGGCCACAGCAGCAACAACAGCACGAUGGCGUUGGUGGCCGCAGUACUGUACAGGUACCUGCGUCUGGAAAUGUUCGUGGCACACCAGGCGGGGCGAGUUCGGGCGUGUUUGUGAGCGGGAGCAGGACUGCGCGUGGUGUUGUGUGCGAGGAUGAUGCCAUCACUGCGUUCCACUGCAGCCAACACAAUCUCCCUGCACAGCUCACGUCCCACGUGCAGUCCGAGUACGCAUGCCGUUUCAGCUCAUAGUCAUUUGGUGUGCACAUAUCAAUUGUCUGUUACGAACGUGGUGUAUGUUGCAUGUGUGUUUUCUGUGUGAACGUUUGGAUUCCGCCAUGUGUUUUUGGUUCAUCCACGUGUGUUUGAACGCAUACGACGUAUGGAUUUCGUUCACACAGGCCAGAGUCAAUUGCUUGCACGUGUGUCAUGGCACAUGUGUGAAGUGGCACACGUGUGUGUGUGUGUGUGUGUGU